Molecule: messenger RNA, 1550 nt
Organism: Zophobas morio
Lineage: Eukaryota; Metazoa; Arthropoda; Insecta; Coleoptera; Tenebrionidae
Product: slit homolog 3 protein-like
Exons: 4
Coding region: 337-1323 (328 amino acids)
Cellular component (GO): extracellular matrix
Molecular function (GO): protein binding
Source: RefSeq, a predicted model, not a curated record
UAUCUUUUCAUCAAGUCCCGUAUCUCCGUUCUUCGGUUUUAAGAUAAGCGCAGAACUUAAGUAUUUUUAAUUAGAGGUCGUGAUCUUCCAGUCGGUUUUUUAUAUGACUGAAGUAUUUCUUUAGAAAUUUCGGUUUGAGGACAAUGUAAUACGUGCUUUUAUUUGUCAUAAGUGUCUUUAACACAGACUUGAUCGUUGGUUUAAUUAUGCAAUUCAGCCAGUUAAGUUUAUUGGUGGGUAGCUUUGUGGCCUGUGGAUGUGCUCGUAGUGAUUAAAUAAAAAACUCCCAAUUACUAUGUAAUAUAAUUCAUUUGUUUUAUAUAAAAUGUUUUGAAUAUGGACGUUUACAUUUGGAUAGUUACUCUGUGCGUGUCUUUCGCUUCGAUUGAAACACUAAGUUGCAAAAGAGAAGGAAAAUGUAAAAUUAGUAGAAUUCAUUCUAUGAAGGCGGCUGACUGCCACGGUAAAGACAUGACACAAUUUACGCAGUGCUUAGGAAAAGACAUUGAGGUUGUUGAUCUUUCCUUCAACAGAAUACGAAAAUUAGCGAAAGAAGACUUAACGAAAUAUUCGAACCUCAAGAUCUUGUACUUAAACGACAACUCUAUAGCUGCUAUUGACAAGCAAGCUUUCGAAGGAAGUGAUUACUUACAAACUCUCGAUUUGUCGCUAAAUUCCUUGACGAAAAUACCGCCAGUAUUAUUCCAACUUCCGUCACUUCAGUCACUCUAUUUAGGACAGAACUUAAACAUGAACAUCGUGGACGUCGUCGAAAAAGCAAAACCUAUAAAAAGCCCGUUGUUUCAUUUAGAUAUCAGCUACGUGAUGACCGAAGAACCCGGUGAAUUACCAGACCUCGGGUUUAUGCCGACUCUGGAAAAGUAUAACAUAUCAGGAAAUAAACUGAUCUCGAUGACUACGAAACAUUUUGCGGGACUUUGCAGUUUGAAAUUUUUGGACACGACGAAUGUUUCGAUCGAAUACGAAGAAGACGGGUGUGGAUGUUGGACGAUAAACAGGUGGCUGAUAAGUCGAAAAGUCAAUUUUAAGCCUUUCGUCUGUCAUAGAAAAGAAGCUGAAUGCCUUCAGGAUGUUCCCAUAGACGAUUUUAAAGUGUACGAGAAAUGUAUCGGUGAACUGAAGGAAGAACUUCGAAAGUCAAAAAUGAAGACUAUAUUGUUAAUAGUUGUCCCAAUUGGUGCUGCGGUGAUUUUAGCUAUAGUGGCAUACUUCUUCGUAAGACGAAGGCGAAAGCUAAAGAAAAAGCAAAAAGCAGACCCAACACAAGAAAUAAUGCUCAACAAUGCAGUGAAAAAGGCGUGAUACUACAUUUAUAAGUUUUUAUAAUUAAUUUAUUGUUAUUUAUCAGUUACAAUUUAGAGUGUUAAAUUUUUGUGAGAAAUUGAUAUUAUAACCAAAGUUUGGUUUUGUUAGAUAAUAUAGAAUAGAUUUAUUAAAGUGUACACCUAUUAUUGAAUAAAUUUUAUUAUGGUAAAAUGACAAAUAAUUGUACAUAAACUACAUUUCUAAUAAUAAUAAUACUGCUUAUA